This is a messenger RNA of Myotis davidii, 1135 nucleotides long. Its product is annotated as gap junction alpha-3 protein-like. The transcript has 2 exons. Lineage: Eukaryota; Metazoa; Chordata; Mammalia; Chiroptera; Vespertilionidae. The coding region runs from base 326 to 1135 and encodes 269 amino acids. Gene Ontology annotation, cellular component: connexin complex. The record is from RefSeq and is a predicted model, not a curated record. Gene Ontology annotation, biological process: cell communication.
UUGAUAUAAAUGCCCUAAGCCCUUAAAGCAUAAACACCCUGCUCCUAGCAAAGGCACACGGUCUGGCCCACACUGAUAAGACACAAGUUGUUUACUACUAGCUAUAUAAGCACAAGAUUUUUCUUCAGUGGACGUCUCUUGCCUAAUGAGAGGAGGACACCAUGUCACUAGUGAGAACAGCCCCUGAUUGCUCUGCUGCGUGAGCCUGAACCAGCUGUGGCCACCUGUCUGUCUCCGUCUUCUUCAUCCGUCUUUCGGUGUUGCAUUGCCGGGUAGCCUUUGCUGGAGCCUAGGACCCACUAGGAACAGGCUGGAGUCUGAAGAAAUGGGAGACUGGAGCUUCCUGGGGAGACUGUUGGAGAAUGCACAGGAGCACUCCACGGUCAUUGGCAAGGUCUGGCUGACAGUCCUGUUCAUCUUCCGAAUCUUGUUGCUGGGAGCUGGGGUGGAGUCGGUGUGGGGAGAUGAGCAGUCAGGCUUCACCUGCAACACCCAGCAGCCAGGCUGCAUGAACGUGUGCUACGACAAAGCCUUCCCCAUCUCCCACACCCGCUUCUGGGUGCUGCAGAUCAUCUUCGUGUCCACACCCACCCUCAUCUACCUGGGGCAUGUGCUGCACAUCGUGCGUAUGGAAGAGAAGAAGAAAGGAAGGGAGGAAGAGAAGCUGAAGGGAGGCAGCCUACACCUCAGACCCGAUGGGCAGUGUGGGCCCAGGAACCACAGCCAGAAGGACAAAUUCAUUCUGCGGGACGACCGGGGCAAGGUCCGAAUUGCUGGGGCCCUGCUCCGGACCUACAUAUUCAAUAUCAUCUUUAAGACACUGUUUGAAGUGGGCUUUAUCGCUGGACAGUACUAUCUGUAUGGCUUUGAGCUAAAGCCGCUCUAUCACUGUGACCGGUGGCCCUGCCCCAACAUGGUGGACUGCUUCAUCUCCAGGCCCACAGAGAAGACCGUCUUCAUCAUCUUCAUGCUGGUCGUAGCCUGCCUGUCCCUCUUACUCAAUGUGCUAGAGAUAUACCACCUGGGCUGGAAGAAGCUUAAACAGGGCAUGACCAACCACUAUGGCCCAGACACCGCUGAAUCCAGGGUCGGGGCAGCAAUAUCUGGGGAAGUGAUCCCACUCCCCUCCCACUAG